Xenopus laevis (African clawed frog) is the source of this 3184-nucleotide messenger RNA. It is a transcript of the gene lonp1.L, whose product is annotated as lon peptidase 1, mitochondrial L homeolog. Gene Ontology annotation, molecular function: ATP-dependent peptidase activity; single-stranded DNA binding; ATP hydrolysis activity. The transcript is spliced from 18 exons. Bases 89 to 3001 code for a protein of 970 amino acids. Gene Ontology annotation, cellular component: mitochondrion; mitochondrial matrix. The record is from RefSeq and is a predicted model, not a curated record. Lineage: Eukaryota; Metazoa; Chordata; Amphibia; Anura; Pipidae. Gene Ontology annotation, biological process: protein catabolic process; protein quality control for misfolded or incompletely synthesized proteins; mitochondrion organization.
GAGGCUGUAACGUCAUCGGUCAGCGCCGGAAGCAGCGUGCUCCUAGUGCAGGGGGGUGAAGCCAAGAGGCUAAAUCGAUUGCUGUAAGAUGACAGCUUGUGUUCGCUUCUCUCGUUGCUGCCAAUGGCUGGGACAAAGUCGCUCAUGGCAUAUCGCUUCUGCAAGGGAGGCCGGCAAACGACUGCUUUCCCAGGGAUCGGGCAGAUCGUACACAGCCGGAGUGCUGCGCUCUGCUCAAAGUUCUUUCACUGCGAUUGCAUCAACCAGAACUACUCUAAACCGCUACCUACGUUCAUCUUCCUCCGUUGCCACUUUCCCAUACUAUUCACCCAUUCACUGCCGAUACCUGCAUGACUUUGGAAACAGGGGAAGCGGUCCCUUUUCUGGAGGUGAUGGAGCUGAGAGUGGGGGGAGUGGAGAAGAGGAGGGAGGCAGCGGAGGGGAAGAAGGGGGGAGCGGCGGUAUGGAUAGCGCUGGUUAUGCGCAGCCCAUAGUAACAGCCCUCGCCCCUCUCAUGGUGCCAGAGGUUUUCCCCAAUGUACCUGUCAUUGCAGUGUCCAGAAAUCCUGUGUUUCCGAGGUUCGUGAAGAUCAUAGAGGUGAAGAACCCAAAUCUAAUGGCCCUGUUGAGAAGAAAGGUUCGACUUGCUCAGCCUUAUGCUGGAGUGUUUCUUAAGAAGGAUGACAGCAAUGAAUCUGAUGUUGUCAACAGUCUGGAUGAAAUUUAUAAUACCGGAACGUUUGUUCAGAUCCAUGAGAUGCAUGACAUGGAAGACAAGCUGCGUAUGAUUGUCAUGGGCCACAGGAGGAUACAUAUUAACAAAGAACUUGAUGUGGAAGCUGAGGGGGCACAAAUUGAAGAGAAAGUAGAGGGGAAGAAAAAAAGACGAAAUGUAGUAUCCAAGCUGACUAAGGAGAUGGAGAAACGAGAACAAGUGCUGAUUGAUCCAAGCAGCCCUCCUGGGGUCCUCAUGGUGGAAGUAGACAAUGUGACUCAUGAGGAUUUCCAGAACACAGAGGAGGUUAAAGCACUCACUGCUGAAAUAGUGAAAACCAUCCGUGAUAUCAUUGCCCUGAAUCCUCUGUACAGGGAGUCUGUAAUGCAGAUGAUGCAAGCAGGCCAGAGAGUUGUGGACAACCCUAUAUAUCUGAGUGACAUGGGUGCAGCAUUGACUGGGGCAGAGUCUAAUGAACUUCAGGAUGUGCUGGAAGAAACUAAUAUACCAAAACGACUGUACAAAUCUCUUUCACUUUUGAAAAAAGAAUAUGAGCUGAGUAAACUUCAGCAGCGUCUUGGGAGAGAGGUGGAAGAGAAGAUCAAGCAAACCCACCGAAAGUACCUUCUUCAAGAGCAGCUGAAAAUUAUCAAGAAGGAACUAGGUCUGGAGAAGGAAGAUAAAGAUGCUAUUGAGGAGAAAUUUCGAGAACGACUGAAGGAUCUCACUGUUCCUAAACAUGUCAUGGAGGUCAUUGAUGAGGAACUCGGGAAAUUGGGACUUCUUGAUAAUCACUCCUCAGAGUUCAAUGUUACCCGUAACUAUCUGGACUGGCUGACUUCCAUUCCCUGGGGCAAGUAUAGUCAGGAAAAUUUGGAUUUGCGCAGAGCAGAAGAGGUUCUGGAGGAGGAUCAUUAUGGAAUGGAGGAUGUCAAAAAGAGAAUUCUGGAAUUCAUAGCAGUAAGCCAGCUAAGAGGCAGCACUCAGGGUAAGAUUCUAUGUUUUUAUGGCCCACCUGGAGUGGGGAAGACCAGCAUCGCCCGUUCUAUUGCCCGUGCACUGAAUCGGGAGUACUUUCGCUUUAGUGUCGGCGGGAUGACUGAUGUUGCUGAGAUUAAGGGACACAGGAGAACAUAUGUUGGGGCCAUGCCUGGGAAAAUCAUUCAGUGCUUAAAGAAGACAAAAACUGAGAACCCAUUGAUUCUAAUUGAUGAGGUGGAUAAACUUGGGCGUGGUUAUCAAGGGGAUCCAUCUUCCGCUCUUUUGGAGCUGCUCGAUCCAGAGCAGAACUCCAACUUUUUGGAUCAUUAUUUGGACGUGCCUGUUGACUUAUCAAAGGUUCUCUUUAUUUGCACUGCAAAUGUCACAGAGACCAUUCCCGAACCUCUUCGAGAUCGUAUGGAGAUGAUUAAUAUCUCUGGGUAUGUUGCCCAGGAGAAACUCGCAAUAGCAGAGAGAUACCUGGUACCACAGGCACUUACUAUGUGUGGGUUGGACAAAGAGAAGACUCUGAUCACAUCAGAGGCACUGACAAUACUUAUUAAACAGUACUGCAGGGAGAGCGGUGUCAGAAACCUUCAAAAACAAGUCGAAAAGGUCCUAAGGAAAUCUGCAUACAGGAUUGUGAACGGGGAAGCUCAAUUUGUGGAGGUGACACCUCAUAACCUGCAGGACUUCGUUGGAAAACCAAUAUUUACUGUGGACAGAAUGUACACUGUCACUCCACCUGGCGUGGUAAUGGGACUAGCAUGGACAGCAAUGGGUGGCUCAACUCUAUUUAUUGAGACAUCACUGCGGCGUCCCCUGGAUAAGGAAAGUAAAGAUGGCUCCUUGGAGGUUACAGGUCAGCUUGGGGAUGUUAUGAAAGAGAGUGCAAAGAUUGCUUACACCUUUGCUCGUGCCUUCCUAAUGAAGAAACAACCUGACAAUGGAUUUCUUGUAACCUCGCACAUUCAUCUGCACGUUCCCGAGGGUGCAACUCCAAAGGAUGGUCCAAGUGCGGGUUGCACCAUUGUUACAGCACUGCUGUCCCUCGCAAUGGAUCGCCCUUUACGCCAGAAUGUGGCAAUGACUGGUGAGGUGUCCCUAACAGGCAAAAUCCUUCCUGUAGGGGGUAUCAAGGAGAAGACAAUUGCUGCUAAGAGAGCUGGAGUUACUUGUAUCAUCCUUCCGGUGGAGAACAAGAAGGAUUAUUUUGAUUUGGCCCCGUUUAUCUCAGAGGGUCUGGAAGUGCAUUUUGUUGAGCACUAUAAAGAGAUUUAUGAUAUUGUGUUUCCAACAAACUGACACACUUUUUUUUUUUCUUCUGUCACCAAGGAGGAUCAUCAAUUUUGGUGUCCGCCACUGAAAUAGCAUUCUCAAUUUUGCUGCUGCGCAGCCCAGUCUCAUUCAUUAUGGCUUAAUUCAGUAUUUGCCUUUGUAUAUGGUACCUGUUUAGUAAUGUAAUUAUUAAAACAAAAUUUUAUCUUG